This is a messenger RNA of Zalophus californianus (California sea lion), 3981 nucleotides long. It is a transcript of the gene TFPI, whose product is annotated as tissue factor pathway inhibitor. Gene Ontology annotation, biological process: negative regulation of peptidase activity. The record is from RefSeq and is a predicted model, not a curated record. The transcript is spliced from 8 exons. Gene Ontology annotation, molecular function: serine-type endopeptidase inhibitor activity. Bases 169 to 990 code for a protein of 273 amino acids. NCBI's taxonomy places the organism in Eukaryota, Metazoa, Chordata, Mammalia, Carnivora, Otariidae. Gene Ontology annotation, cellular component: extracellular region.
AUCAGAUUACAUUUCUUUCACUAUUCUCCACUCCCCAGUUCCUUGAUCUGUUGAAAAGAAGUAGAAAAGAUAAAUCCUCUCUUCAACGCCUGGAAGGGAAAACAAAAUAACUUCAACUCGGCUUUGAAAAAAAUCUUUCCAAGAACUUUCUUCAGAGAUUUUACUCAGAUGGUUUAUACAAUGAAGAAAGAACAGAUUUUUUGGGUGUCUGUGUAUCUUCUGCUUAAUUGUGCCUCUGCCCUUCUUAGUGCUGUCCUUGAAGUGGAAGAAUAUACAGAUAUUACAGAUGUUGAGUUGCCACCACUGAAACUUUUACAUUCAUUUUGUGCUUUGAAAGCGGAUAAUGGCCCAUGCAGAGCAAUGAUUACACAAUUUUUUUUCAACAUUCACACUCAACAGUGUGAAGAAUUUAUAUAUGGGGGAUGUGAAGGAAAUCAGAAUCGAUUUGGAAGUCUGGAAGAGUGCGAAGAAAAAUGUAUGAGAGUUUAUCCAAAGGCCAAGAUAGAGACAACAUUAGAAAAAGAAAAGCCAGAUUACUGCUUUUUGGGGGAAGACAGUGGAGUCUGUCGAGGUUAUAUAACUAGGUAUUUUUAUAACAAUGAGUCAAAGAAAUGUGAAGAUUUCAAGUAUGGUGGGUGCCUUGGCAAUCAAAACAACUUUGAAUCACUGGAUCAAUGCAAGCAAACCUGUGAGAGUUUAGUGAAUGAUCUUCAGUUGGAACAAGCUGUGAAUAAUACAGUACUGCCUGAGUCUACGGGUAAUACAAUACCAUUUAGUCCUGUGAAUAGUCUGACAACGCUUAAUGUUACGAAUACUGUGUCCCCGCCUGAUUCUGUGAAUAAUGAUUCUGUCACUUCCCAGCCUACCAAGGUUCCCAGCUUUCUGGCCCUGUGUCUUUCAGUGACAUUUUGUUUUAUCCAAUCUACUCGAUUCCUCGUCCACCCCAUCCAAGAUGCAGAAGGUGGAAAUGCAGCCAUCCCUCUUCACUAAGACCUAGAUGAGCCCUACUCGACCUCAUCCAAGUAGCAUAAUGUCAGAAGGCAAUUGUGCCCCUACUUUUCCUAUACCCAGACUAUCCCUUUUCUACUCCACCAAAGGCUUUUGCUGAGGUCUAUGAAGACACUGUUGAUAUUCCAGCUCAAAAAUAAUUACAUCUGUCAGAGCUUGCAAUUAUAUUAAUAUAUUUUACUAUAAUUUAAGAAAAUAUGGUUCUAUGUUUAUGUAAAACCUUGUGGUUCAAGGUUUUAGCAAAUGUAUAAGCUUCUCUGCAUUAGUUUCUUUUGAAAAGAUAUAAAUCGUUUUAAUUUUGAUUCAGUGCAUAGGAAUAAUAACAUGCCCCACAAUAAAAAUAGGAUAGCAUUCAUUUAAAAUUCUUUCCAUUAAAUAACAAUCCUUAGAGUAUUUGAAUAUUCCAAAAAUAUAGCUGGAUUAUGCUAUUGUUACGAAGGAGAAUAUUUGUAAAUAUAAUUUUAAUGUUUCUCUUCACGAUAAUAGGAAAGAAACCUUUUAGAAGUUUUGUUCACUGUUUAUUCUUAACUACCAUGAUAUUACAUAUAAGCUUGAGAAUUUUUUUCCAGUGAGCCCUCUUGACUGAAGAUAUUUGAAUGCUUACCAAGUGCUAUCUAAGUUUAAUUUUUCUGUUUAUUUCCAGAUUUCCUUAUUAGUAGGCUAUAUAGGUAUCUCAAAGAUUGAGGCUUGCCCUUCCUUAAAGAGAUUUUUAUAAAAUCUUUUGUAAGCACAUCCAUAUGUACAAAUGAGAGCAAAGUAUUUGAGUUUGGAUUGGCUGAAUUAAUGAGUAUAUCCAUGUAGGUAAAGUAAAUGUUUGUUCUCACUACAUGUGUGAGAGAAAUCAUUCUAAAACAAUCCCUCUAAACAUGUGUAGUUCUGUACACAAUCUUCAGAAUGAAAAACUACCACAAUUAGUUUUUCUUGACUUUUCCCUUGUGACUAGCACUACAGUAUAGUAGAUAAAAGACUCUGAGCCUGAAGAGUUGGGCUCAAAUCCCAGUACUUCCACUUAUUAGCUGCGCAGCCUUGAGUUACUUCUUAACCUCUCUGAACCUUAUUUUCCCACUGUAAAAUGAGGAUGGUAAUAAUAUAGUACUCACCUUAAAGGUUUUGUUGUGAGGUAAAAUCAGUCAAUAUACAUGGCUCACUUAGCAUGGUGCCUGAUACCUAUUCCAUGCUAUAGAAAUAUUACUCAUUAUCACUACCUGUGGGAUUCAGAGCAAUACCCCUAACUUCCCAGGCCUUAGUUUCUAACCUGCAAAACAACUCUUUGUAAGUUCUUCUUCGCAGAAGUUGAUAUUUCAGACACUCAUACAAUCUCUACUUAUUCAGCUAAGUGCUUCAGUACACAUACAGUCACAAAACUAUAAUUAACCUUUAAAAGAGAAAUGACAAUAGACCUAAACACAGGUCUGUGGAAACUUACACAGUUCAAAUGUGUUUAGUAGAAACAAGUUGAGAAUAUUGUCAUGUAGAAGUAUUAUGGGGCUCUGAAGCCAAAAGAACUUUAUGUAACUUUCCUUUGUCUUUUCAAAAGUUCCAGCUUUCCAAACUUCCAGAGUUCUGCCACCAUUUUCCAGCUAUUUCAGCUGGAGCACUUGGUACUCUCCUCUGAUCAUCCCCUCCUUCUAGUCAGUCCUUCUAUUGCUUUUUCUAAUGAAAUAUUCAUUCCUGUCCUCUCUCCAUUUUCUGUCUACCUGUCUUGUUCAGACUAGCAAUCCUUCGUGUUUCGAGUAUCUCCACCAUCUUAUGUCAUCAAAACAGGGACACGAAUGAAAAUGAAAGGGGGAUGCCAAAAAAAAAAAGAUCUAUCUUAAAUACACACACACACACACACACACACACAGAAAACUGGGUCUGUCAUUUUAGUGGAUAGAUUUUAAAAGUAUUUCAAUUUUUAAAAAAUCACAUACAUGUUGGGACAUGAUCUACCAAAAAAAUGAGCUUGGACUAAUACUGGCUUAGGCAAACCAGGUGUCAUAGACGUCAGAUAGAUAUCAAUGAGAUCAGACAUAAUAUAUAUAUUAAUAUAUGGUUAUAUAUCAGACACGUUAAAGAAAACAUUUGCUAUAUGUAUGUAUAUAGACACAUGCAUAUAUAUGUAUGUAUAUGUGCUUACGUGUGUAUAUGGAGAGACAGAAAAAGACAGAAUAAGAGAGUCAUAUGUGACAAUUAUUAGAUAUAACGUUUUUGACAUUGCUGUCCUAAUUUCAUAUAUCCAUUAUAUUAGGCUCAGAGUAUCUUUAAUCAAUCAAGUUUACAUAUUUCUCUUGCUUUACAGAAAAAUAAAUUAAAAACUUAACAGAUACAUUCUUUCUGUGUUAAUUUAGCCUCAUCCACUUGUCUUAGAUUUGUCUGCAUUAUCUGUUGGCCCUCUAACUAGUCCAGAUUUUUGUCUCACUAAAUACAAGAUUUUUCUGUCCCUUCCAAAUAGACAUUGUCAUUAGGUAGAACUUAUUUACUCUGUUAUUAAUAAACAUAAAUUAUCCAUUCUCAUGGCUCCCGAUGUUUUGUUUGGUUUCUCCUUCCUAAAAUUCACUGGCCCUCCUCUUGUAAGCUGCCUUUUCACCCCCACAAGGAAGUCUUCUUCCUCUUCCUUUCUCCUGGCUUCCUAUUUUGAUUCCCUUAAUGCUUAUAUUAGUUGAUGUUGUUUUAGCUCUGCCUCACUGACUAGAUUACAAGUUUUUUGAGGAAAGAGACCAAUGUUUUAUGUUUUGCAGAUCUUCCCUUCUUUGUAUUCAGAUCAGUGUUAUGCAUAGGCCAGGUGGCUCACAUUUUUUAUUUAUUAAUUCUGUGAUCCACAGUUAUAAAGAACAAAUGAUAGUUGGAAGAAUGUUGAUCAUACUUACCAAGUCCUUCUGACCACCUUCUGCAUUCAUGCAUCCAUGUCCAUUUUAGGAUAAAGUAGCAUUUUAUGCACAUGUUAAUAUUUCUGCUUUAUAUCGUAUAUGUGAUGCCUCUGAUAGCAUACAA